This is a messenger RNA of Sclerotinia trifoliorum, 1512 nucleotides long. Lineage: Eukaryota; Fungi; Ascomycota; Leotiomycetes; Helotiales; Sclerotiniaceae. The record is from the annotation of a GenBank genome assembly.
AUGACUGAACUCCCCGCUUGGGCCAUUUUGCACUUACCUCUUAACGAAUAUGCAGAAUUUAUUCUCCCGGCUCCGAAAGAGGGUGAUGAAGAACUGAUUCCGCAAGACAACAUGUAUGAUGCAGAUGAUGAAGGUUUCGAUGAGGAUCAACUCCAUCGCAGAAUUCGUGAGAUCAAAGAAGAAAAAGAUACCCAUCUUGUAAAUUCCGUUCAGUCAUGGAAUUACCCAGCAGCAAGUACACAUCUUCACCGACGAAUCCAACAAAUCAGGGAAGAAGAAGGGCGACUAAAAGAAGAAGAACGAAUCCAUCUUGUAAAUUCCGUUGACACAGAAGAAAGUACAUAUCUUCAUCGACGAAUCCAACAACUCAAGGAAGAGAAAAGACAACAAGAAGAAGAAGAAGAAUCAGAGAGAAUACGACAGGAACUAUAUAGUCAAGCAGUAGAUAGCGAGCCACCAAACUCUCUAAGCGAAUGCUCCGAUUAUCCAGCAGUAUCUCAUUUCCAACUUUACGAACCUUUUCCAAGAAUUGAGCAUUAUGAAGUUUUCCAUCCAGACACUAGAGCGGAACCUUCCUCCCAGAUUCGUGAAACUACUUUCACCUUCACCAACGAUAAAGAAUUUGAAAGAAUAGCUGAAGAAAAUACACCAAUGCUCAAUGAAGCGCCUCGUCGAAAGGCUCGAAUUGGACGCUCCCCGCUCAGACUUGACCGACCUGCUCCAAUCAUCGACUUUUCUAAAGGUUUCCCGCAAAAUGCAGAAAACGAGGUUCCUCUCCCUAUGGAUAUUCAGGAGGAAAACAACUUUGCAGGUUUUGAAACGAUGAACUUUGAGGAAUUGGUUUUCGACUACGAAGUUGCACCCAUUUUACACCCAACUCGCCCAGCCGAGGUUUACCGCUGCGACGUUGAACAACCGAAAUUUUUCAUUUUGGUACCUCAUUGGUUCCAUGACACUGAGGAAAAUAGAUGUUGGUGCAACGCUUGCAUCCAAUAUAGAGAAACUCGAUCCACAGGUAAGCAGUUAGAGGCGCAUGACUUUAAUAAUAGGUGUCUUUGCUCCUCCUGUAUGAAAAUUUGGCACGAAAACUUUGGUGAUGGCGGAGAUUGUAAUUGUCAAGAUUGUGUCGCAGCUAAUAAAGCAGAAGCCCUCAAAGGAAAAGAGGAGGAAAAAGAAAAAGAAGACGAGGAAAGAGAAGCACUUGCUGACCUCGAGGAUGAAAAUCUGCUUGCUGAACUCGAGGGGGCGGUUGCCAGGCUCUGGGGUCGCCUCCGAUCGCCUGGGCAGGAACCAAUGGAUCCAGAACAACAAAUUCUCGAAUCCUCACAGAAGCUACCGUCAGACCCUCUCUGUGAAGAUCCAACAACAGUUGUGCCUGAGUCAAAGGAAGGCCCCUCUGACUUAUUCAAGUCAAUUCGCGAGAAUCUGUGGUUGGAUUCUGAUUCUCGUUCUGGUUCUGAUUCUCGUUCUGGUUCUGAUUCUGAAACUAGUUUUGAUUUUGAUGCGGAGUAG